Molecule: messenger RNA, 4625 nt
Organism: Chlorocebus sabaeus (green monkey)
Lineage: Eukaryota; Metazoa; Chordata; Mammalia; Primates; Cercopithecidae
Gene: ITGAE
Product: integrin subunit alpha E
Biological process (GO): cell adhesion mediated by integrin; cell-cell adhesion; cell-matrix adhesion
Cellular component (GO): integrin complex; external side of plasma membrane
Molecular function (GO): integrin binding
Source: RefSeq, a predicted model, not a curated record
UGACGGCACCGCUCUGCGCCCCCAGCAGCCUGGGGAGCAGGGGUGCGGGAGAGAGUUCCUUCCAUCUCGCAGACUUGGUCACACAGUACAGAUUUGACAGCAAUUAAAUACGACCGCAAACUGUCAAUGGCGCGUUCUGUGGAAUGCUGGGAUGGAUCAGAGGUGUGUUGGAAGAUGGAUAGAAUUUUACUUCUUCUGUUACUCUGGUAACUCAGAGUCCUGUUCAAUCAGUUUCCGCAUCAGGAUGCUGUCCUCGUGGUUUUAAAGAGGACGAAUGCAGCCAGCGUUGAAUCGAGGCGGUGAUUCACUCACCUGGCCCUCCCGAACCCCAGGGUCCUGAGUGCAUGGGCUGGUACAGGAGCCCAGUUUUUGGCUCGGGGGGCACUUCCUAUGGGAGGAGGACCCCUGUCUCAGUGCUGAGGCAACCACCACUGAGGACCCUGGACUGGAAGCGGGGCUGAGAUGUCUGGUGGUAGGUUCUGAGGCAGGACAGGGACCGACUCAAAUGGAUAUGGACGGCAGGCUGGAUUCGUGUUGCACCUGCACCUCCGGCUCUGCUGAGGACACCCAGAACUGCGGCCCUGGCCACACCUCAGCUCCCCAUUCCAUCAAAGUGUGGGUGGGAGAGAGGGGCUGACAGUGGUCCCGAAGCUCCUAGGGUCCAGCCUACAACGGAGGAAGCCACACGGCUGGUUGUGUAUGAGCCGGAGUGUCUCUGUGAUUAAAAGUGCCUAUCUGCCUGUGGGUCGUUGCUGGUGUGUGUGCUUCUGUCCCCGCCUCCUGGCCUCCUGGCUGAGGGGAAGCUGAGUGGGCCACGGCCCAUGUGUGUCACUCGCCUGGGCUCCCACGCAGCUGCCUCUGCUCCAGCUAGGAUGUGGCUCGUUCACACGCUGCUCUGCAUGGCCAGUCUGGCCCCGCUGGCAGCCUUCAAUGUGGAUGUGGCCCGGCCCUGGCUCACGCCCAAGGGAGGUGCCCCUUUCGUGCUCAGCUCCCUUCUGCACCAGGACCCUGGCACCAACCAGACCUGGCUCCUGGUCACCAGCCCCAGAACCGAGAGGACACCAGGGCCUCUCCAUCGAUGCUUCCUUGUGCAGGAUGAAAUCCUUUGCCAUUCUGUAGAGCAUGUCCCCAUCCCCAAGGGGAGGCACCGGGGAGUGACCGUUGUCCGGAGCCACCACGGCGUUUUGAUAUGUAUUCAAGUGCUGGCCCGGCGGCCUCACAGCCUCAGCUCAGAACUCACAGGCACCUGUGGCCUCCUGGGCCCUGACCUCCGUCCCCAGGCUCAGGCCAACUUCUUCGACCUUGAAAAUCUCCUGGAUCCAGAUGCACGUGUGGACACUGGAGACUGCUAUAGCAACAAAGAAGACAGCUGGGGAGAGGAUGCGAACACAGCCAGGCGGCGCCGGGCUCUGGAGAAGGAGGAGGAGGAGGAAGAUGAGGAGGAGGAGGAAGAUGAGGAGGAGGAAGCUGGCACCGAGAUUGCCAUCAUCCUGGAUGGCUCAGGAAGCAUUGAUCCCCCAGACUUUCAGAGAGCCAAAGACUUCAUCUCCAACAUGAUGAGGAACUUCUAUGAAAAGUGUUUUGAGUGCAACUUUGCCCUGGUGCAGUACGGAGGAGUGAUCCAGACUGAGUUUGACCUUCGGGACAGUCAGGAUGUGAUGGCCUCCCUUGCCAAAGUCCAGAAUAUCACUCAAGUGGGGAGUGUCACCAAGACUGCCUCAGCCAUGCAACAUGUCUUAGACAACAUCUUCACCUCAAGCCACGGCUCCAGAAGAAAGGCAUCCAAGGUCAUGGUGGUGCUCACCGAUGGUGGCAUAUUCGAGGACCCCCUCGACCUUACGACAGUCAUCAACUCCCCUAAAAUGCAUGGUGUUGAGCGCUUUGCCAUUGGGGUGGGAGAAGAAUUUAAGAGUGCUAGGACUGAGAGGGAACUCAACCUGAUCGCCUCAGACCCGGAUGAGACCCACGCUUUCAAGGUCACUAACUACAUGGCGCUGGAUGGGCUGCUGAGCAAACUGCGGUACAACAUCAUCAGCAUGGAAGGUGCGGUUGGCGACGCCCUUCACUACCAGCUGGCACAGAUCGGCUUCAGUGCUCAGAUCCUGGAUGAGCGGCAGGUGCUGCUCGGCACAAGCCGGGUGACUGGUCCGGGAGGCGCUGGGCUGCCGACAACAGCACGCAGCCGCCGGGGCCGCCCUGAACCACAGACUGCGGCGGCGGGACGGGAGGCUACGUAGUACAGCUACCUGGGUUACGCUGUGGCCGUGCUACACAAGACCUGCAGCGUCUCCUACGUCGCAGGGGCUCCGCGGUACAAACAUUGUGGGGCCGUGUUUGAGCUCCAGAAGGAGGGCACAGAGACCAGCUUCCUGCCAGUGCUAGAGGGAGAGCAGAUGGGGUCCUAUUUUGGCUCUGAGCUGUGCCCUGUGGACAUUGACAUGGAUGGAACCACGGACUUCUUGCUGGUGGCUGCUCCAUUCUACCAUGUUCAUGGAGAAGAAGGCAGAGUCUACGUGUACCGUCUCAGCGAGCAGGAUGGUUCCUUCUCCUUGGCACGCAUACUGAGUGGGCACCCCGGGUUCGCCAGUGCCCGCUUUGGCUUUGCCAUGGCGGCUGUGGGGGAUAUCAGUCAGGAUAAGUUCACAGAUGUGGCCAUCGGGGCCCCCCUGGAAGGUUUCGGGGCAGGUGAUGGUGCCAGCUUCGGCAGUGUGUAUAUCUACAAUGGACACUGGGACGGCCUCUCCGCCAGCCCCUCGCAGCGGAUCAGCGCCUCCGCGGUAGCCCCAGGACUCCAGUACUUUGGCAUGUCCGUGGCUGGUGGGUUUGACAUCAGUGGCGACGGCCUUGCCGACAUCACCGUGGGCACUCUGGGCCGGGCGGUUGUGUUCCGCUCCCGGCCUGUGGUUCGCCUGGAGGUCUCCAUGGCCUUCACCCCCAGCGCGCUGCCCAUCGGCUUCAACGGCGUCGUGAAUGUCCGUUUAUGUUUUGAAAUCAGCUCUGUGACCACAGUCUCUGCGUCAGGUCUCCGCGGGGCGUUUCUCAACUUCACGCUGGACGUAGAUGUGGGGAAGGAGAGGAAAAGGCUGCAGUGUUCAGACGGGAGAAGCUGUCUGGGCUGCCUGAGGGAGUGGAGCAGCGGGUCCCGUCUUUGUGAGGACCUCCUGCUCGUGCCCACAGAGGGAGAGCUGCAUGAGGAGGACUGCUUCUCCAAUGCCACUGUCAAGGUCGGCUACCAGCUCCAGACCCCUGAGGGACAGACAGACCAUCCCCAGCCCAUCCUGGACCACUAUGCUGAGACCUUUGCCGUCUUCCAGCUGCCCUAUGAGAAGGCCUGCAAGAAUAAGCUGUUUUGUGUCGCAGAAUUACAGUUGGCCACCACCGUCUCUCAGCAGGAAUUGGUGGUGGGCCUCACAAAGGAGCUGACCCUGAACAUCAGCCUAACUAACUCCGGGGAAGAUUCCUACAUGACAAGCAUGGCCUUGAAUUACCCCAGAAACCUGCAGUUUAAGAGGAUGCAAAAGCCUCCCUCUCCAAACAUUCAGUGUGAUGACCCUCAGCCGGUUGCUUCUGUCCUGGUCAUGACCUGCAGGAUUGGUCACCCCGUCCUCAGGAGGUUGUCCGCUCAUGUUUCAGUCGUUUGGCAGCUAGAGGAGAAUGCCUUUCCAAACAGGACAGCAGACAUCACUGUGACCGUCACCAAUUCCAAUGAAAGACGGUCUGUGGCCGAGGAGACCCACACCCUUCAAUUCAGGCAUGGCUUCGUUGCAGUUCUCUCCAAACCAUCCAUAAUGUACGUGCACACAGGCCAGGGGCUUUCUCACCACAAAGAAUUCCUCUUCCAUAUACAUGGGGAAAACCUCUUUGGAGCAGAAUACCAGUUGCGAAUUUGUGUCCCAACCAAAUUACGAGGUCUCCAGAUUGUAACAGUGAAGAACCUGACGAGGACUCAGGCCUUCACGGUGUGCACCUGGAGUCAGGAGCGCGCUUGUGGGUUCAUUCCGGUUCAGCAUGUGGAAGAAUGGCAUUCAGUGAGCUGUGUCAUCGCUUCCGAUAAAGAAAAUGUAACCGUGGCUGCAGAGAUCUCCGUGGAUCACUCUGAGGAGUUACUAAAAGAUGUAACUGAACUGCAGAUCCUUGGUGAAAUAUCUUUCAACAAAUCUCUAUAUGAGGGACUGAAUUCAGAGAACCACAGAACUAAGAUCACUGUCGUCUUCCUGAAAGAUGAGAAGUACCAUUCUUUGCCUGUCAUCAUUAAAGGCAGCAUUGGUGGACUUCUGGUGUUGAUUGUGAUUCUGGUCAUCCUGUUCAAGUGUGGCUUUUUUAAAAGAAAAUAUCAACAACUGAACUUGGAGAAUAUCAGGAAGGCCCAGCUGAAAUCAGAGACUCUGCUCGAAGAAGAGAAUUAGGACCUGCUAUCCACUGGGAGAGGCUGUCAGCCAGUCCUGGGACUUGGAGACUCGGCAUCCUUCGGAAUACUUUUUCCUUCAGGAUGAUGGACAGCAGCAUGAAGCUGUUUGUAGAAUAUCAGUUUUUAACCACGCAUUGUCUCCAAAGCGUCUGUGCAUUGUGCAAAAAGUACACUUGGGAAACAUUUGGUAUUAAAUAAAGUUACACUUUUCUUCACA